Messenger RNA from Astyanax mexicanus (Mexican tetra), 5149 nucleotides. It is a transcript of the gene pstk, whose product is annotated as L-seryl-tRNA(Sec) kinase. Lineage: Eukaryota; Metazoa; Chordata; Actinopteri; Characiformes; Acestrorhamphidae. The record is from RefSeq and is a predicted model, not a curated record. The transcript is spliced from 6 exons. Gene Ontology annotation, molecular function: kinase activity; tRNA binding. Bases 580 to 1623 code for a protein of 347 amino acids.
UCAGCUAAUAAAACUACAAAUCCCUACUUCCUACAGCGGCAUGGUUUUGAUGACGACAUGGUCACGUGAUGCUUUUUUCGCCAAUGAGGUGAGCCGCACGUGGUGAUAACAAACCCGGAGCACUGUGUAGCAGAGACGAUGGCUGCAGUGUUUAGCUGUUUCUAGUGUAAUUAUCGUGUUUAAAGGAGAUUUUGAGACUAUUUAUUCAACAGAAAUUACUUAAAACUAUAUAAGAAUGUGUGAAACCUCUUAAGAACCAGCAUAUGUUUGAGGCGAGCCUAUAAAAUAAGGGAAACAUCGCGUUUGGCAGGAAUGUUUAGCCACAUUAGUGUACAUGCAGUUGUAGUUUAGCUAGCGAGUUUAAAUUAAAUGUUUGAGUGGUUAUUUAGAGUUACAUGUAAAUUUGGAUUAUUUAGGUGUUAAACACAGUCUGAGGUUUGUUAAAUAUUUUUAUACUUGUUUAUUCUGUUUGUACUGUAGCUAUUAGAACUGCUACUCUUUACUGCUGUCUGUAAAAAUAAUCCUUUAUACGAUCUGGAGGUCCAGUGAAACUGUACAGUGUGUGUUUCUGACCUCACCAUGCCCGCUGCAGUCUGCCUGUGUGUGCUGUGUGGUUUACCUGCGUCUGGGAAGUCCAGCCUGGCCCAGGUAGUCUCUUCUGAACUCCACAUGCAGGGCUGGAGGACUCUUAUUUUGUCAUAUGAUCAGCUCAUAUCUGAGGAUGCCUUUGAUUUCAGUACAGCUGUGGUGGACGAGGAUGGUGUCUCCAGAGGGCAGACGAGGUGGAGGCAGCACAGGCAGGCCGUGUUGUCCUGUGUGGAGAGUUUCCUGCAGGAUUCUGAUGCUCCCGGUCACUGUCGGAUUGAGAAAGGUGUGUGGGAGCGUUUUAGCCAAGCCAUACAGCAGCAGAAGAUCUUACAAGCCCUGCAGAAAUCUACACCCCAACCUGUUGCAGUGCUGCUCGAUGACAACUUCUACUACCAGAGCAUGAGAUACGAGGUUUACCAGCUCGCCAGAAAGUAUUCGACAGGUUUCUGUCAGGUAUAUCUGCACUGUCCGGUGGAAGUGUGUCUCAGUAGAAACUUGGACCGAGGACGACCAGUACCAGAUGAGGUGAUUGUAGAGAUGUCCAAACGCAUGGAGUCUCCUAAUGCGGCCAAAAACAACUGGGAGGAGACCAGUCUGACCCUCAACAGCACAGACUUCACCAAUGCACACAUCCAGAGUCUGCUCCAGUUGAUGUCCUCAGCACUUAAGAACCCAUUGAGUCCAGUUCAGGAUGACUCAGAGCAGAAGGAGGCAGAUCGAGAACGCUGUGCCUCCAGUGUGGUGCACCAGGCAGACCAGGCCUGUCGGCGGCUGGUGUCUCAGGCUAUGGUGAGAGCAAGAGAGAAUAAGGCAUCCUCUGAGGUUCUGAGGGUUCUGGCCCGGGAUCUGAGUGAGCAAAAGACCCGUUUUCUGCAGGAUCUGAGAAGACACGUCCUGCAUGAGCUGCCGGUCAGUGAGGGGGAGGCAGUGGACGUGGAGCGAGUGGUCAGUCGAGCCCUGACCGUCUUCCAGCAGCAGAGAGAGGAAGUUCUGCAGAGACAUGGCGUCAGCAGCACCAGAACCACUAUCGCAUGAGAGACUCAAUGCAGCCACGAGGCUCAUGUGGCUAACAAGUAAUGAAGAAUUAUAUACACUAGCAUGGUGCUAACUGCAGGCCUUGAUCAUCACUCUUUUCUGAGUGUGUGGUGGUGUUCUGUAAUCUGAAAUAGACUUUGAUUAUGUGUCUUUGGACACUAUGGAUUGGUGCUUUUCUUGACAGGGAUUAAGCCUUUUUUGCACUAUAAGGAGCAUUUAAAAUCCUUUAAUUUCGCAACAAUCAUCAGUGCGCCUUAUAAUCUGGUGCACCUUAUGUAUGAAUUUUACCAGUCAGGUUGUGAGAAGCAGUAAAGCUCAGAAGCUGAGCCCUAGCUCUUUGGCUGUUCAGAGGUGAAUAUAAGUAGCCUGCUGCUAACCUCAAGCAGCAUUAGCAUUAGCUGCUAACCACAGCGCUUUCUCUUUUGCUGUUCAGAGGUAAGUAUAUCAGAUGUAAUAUGGGACAAAACGCUAGCUAAUAUCACCCUGGCUUAUCGAAACACUUAAGGUUCCUAAGUGUAUAGCACUGUCAGGUGGCAUUAGCUGCUAACUGCUAGUUUUAGUGGAAAACUGUAAAUCUAAGUUUGCUUUAAAUAAAAGAAAGCGCUUUAAUCACCCAAAUUAACAGUUUUAAGGAGAGAAAUCUGUGUAGGUUAUCACCCAGCCCUCAUUUGACUUAUCUGACUCGUCACCCAGCGGAGAGACCUGCUGAAUUAGAGUUGCAUAAAAUGCACCUUAUGAAUAAAAAUAAAUCAGAUGUUUAUUGAUAGUGCGCCUUAUAAUACGGCAAGCCUUAUAGUGCAACAAGUACGGUGGUUUUAAGAUUACAUUUAUCUUUUUUUUUUUUUUUUUUUUUUUUGGAGAAUCUCCAAUCAAAAUGAUGUGUAGUUUAAAAAUAAGCUUAAUUCCUGUCCGGAAACUGACUGCAUAUAUCAAUGUAUAUUAAGUCAGGUAACAUUAUUAAUAAAUUUUAGGCUUUUUAUUCUUUUCGUUAAAUUAAUUUUUAUUAGGCCUGUCACAAUAAUUACAUUACAGAUUUAUCGAACGAUACAUAAACAUGAUGUCGAUCAUGUGAAGACCUUGAUAUUGCUGUUGUGUUUAUGUGUAUUUAAGCAGAGAAAUUUACACAUGCACAAAACACCCACACACACAGCACAGAUUUAAUUCUCAACUCAAACUCAACCAGAGCUGCUGUUGAACGUAAGAAAGAGCCUUUUGAAACUUUGUGAAGUAAACAGCAUUAUUAGCACACUUGACCCGUGAUCUCAAAUAUAUUCCGAUUUGUGAAUAUGGUCACUGAGUUUGAUCACCCAUUAUUUGGGAUUAAACUGAUGUCAACUUAAUUUAAAAGCAAUUUGUAUGUGUAUAUGUAUGCACACAUACCCACAAUAAAGUCAUUUAUCGAGAUAAAUCCUGGGACAAUUUAUUUUCCAUUAAAAACGGUUAUAGUGACAGGCCUAAUGUUAAAAGAAAAUCAAAAUUAUUUAACUUAAUAUCAGGAAGAAAGUGAAUUAUUUGUUCAGAAAUAUUUCAUUUAAUUAUCUUAUUUUAUUAUUUUAAUUACUGUAUGAAGUCACUUGUUGAUUACUUGUAAAUAUUACUUUAUAAUUUUGCAAUUUAUUUCAAUGAAAUACCAGUGUGAAUGCACUAUGAAAAAAGUCAGAGCACCCCUCAUUUAAUAAUUAAUAAAUUAAUGUAAAAAAAUAAAGUAAUGCAUAAAAAAAGCUUUAAGAGAAAAUAGAACCACUUACAACCCUUGAAAAACCUGAUAGACCACCAACACCACCCCUAUAAGAUAAACAGCAGCACAGUAUGUGUUUAUGCCAUUGUUUCUGAGACUAAGUAUAAAGCAGUUCACACUUAGUGACAGUUUUGACAGGAAAUGUAAUAUACACUUAAUGGACAAAAGUAUUGGGAGAUCUAUUAUACAAAUUUUUGUUUAUUAUUGAUCUUGUAACAAAAGCUGUGGACGGAGCUCCACAAUUCCACUGCUCCUUUAUACCCCUCUAGCCCAUGCCUGGCAUUAAAGGAGACCUCUGGAGUGAAACAUGGUGAUGAGAACUAACAUUUGUUGAAGUCUUUUUUUCCCUGCAUUUCAAAGUAUAGCUCUUUUAGCUGAUGCUCCUAACAAGUUUUCAAUGCUAGAGAUGGGGGAAUAAAACUGCACAAGCAAAGAAAUUGCUCAUUUUAAAGAAAUUAAUAGUUUUACACCAUUAGGAAGAUAAAAGUAGCUCCACAUUUCAUUAGUAGGAUUCUAAGGACUCUGACAUUUAAAAUGAGGUACUGAGAACCUUAAAAGGGCACAGGUAGUUUACCUGCCAUUUUGAAAUUAAGUCACAAUAAAUUGAUUGAUGAGCACAAACUAUUAGGUAGGAUAGUGGAACAGAUUGCAAAAUUAAUUUGCGUGGAUUUCCACUGUUGCUGAAAAUAUCUUUUUUAAUAUUCAUGCAUUUGGACUUAAAUCAUUUUGCAGACUGUUCCUCUAUCCUAUCUAUUUGUUUGUGCUCGUCAGUCGACAUCUCGUGACUUAAUUCCAAGAUGGCGGCGUCCAGAGAUCUAGCUAAAGGUACUGUGUGCGUAUAAACAGUGCGUAUAAAUCUAUGCACUUUCAAAGUUUUCAGUACCUCAUUUUAAAUGUCAGUGCCCUCAGAAUAUUAACCAAUGAAGUUGUGGAGCUACUUUGAACUUGUUAUUGGUGUAAAAACAGCCAUUUGUAUGCCUAGCAGUGUACGCCUGUUGGGAGCAUUUGCCAAAAGUGCUAAGAGGUUGGCUUUUCGACAAAGAAUUGUACUCGUUAUUAUCAUGUUUCACUACAUCCCAAUUCCAUUUCACACUAGAUUUCUCCUUUAGGAACUGUGCCAAUAGGAUUAUGUUUGUUUAUCUGCUUAAACCUGAACUUAAAGUUGCUAAAUGCAUUUAUUAGACGUGGGUAGACAUAUAAUAGUGUAUUAAAGGAGAAGUCCGGUGUAAACUUGACUUUUGGUGUAGUAAAACAUGACAAAAGUACUAACUUCUCUUGAAAGUUAGUACUUCCGUUCUCCCACAGCUUUCCAAGAUAUAGCAGUUUUUUUGGAGUUUCUCCAAACCGCUUUAGAAUGGAUGAAAUGGGGCAUAUUUUAUCUCUGGGUGCCAGCAUCUUAAAGUAAAGUCAUCAUCAUGAUAAAAAGUGCUGUGCAAAGUGGCAGAAAAUGACUGGAUCUUGGAAAGCUGCGGAAGAGCAGAGGUGCGCUAUUCAACAAAGGUUAAUACUCUUUAUCAUGUUUUACAACACCCAAAGUAAAUUUUACACCAAAGUUCUCCUUUAAGGGUUCUCUGACUUUUAGAAUUUCUUAUUCUGUGAAUAAUUGUCUUCAAUAUACAAAUUGAAAUAUUCUGAAAAUCAAAGCCAACAACAUAUGUUUCUUUUGUUUAUUUUUUAUUUGUAUUAUUAGUGAAGGCAGAAUCAGAACCUGGUCUUGUGAGAUGAAAAGUGAAUACAAGAAGUGCUGCUUUCUUUACAGAAACAAUGAAAAUCUGGACAGUUCUUGAA